CGCGCGGCCCACGCCGAGCACCGGGGACAGCGGCGACAGCGCUGGGCCCGCACCGGCCGCAGGCAGCAGCGUUUGGACUUCACCAGGCAUCGGCUCUUCCAGCGGUGACAGCGGCGACGGCGGUAGGGGGUCCCCAGGUAUCGGCGGCCCCACUGGAGGCACCGUGAAUGCUGGAGACACCUGGAAACCUGCAGGCACUAGGGACGCUGGAGGCACUGCAGGCAUUGGAAACAGCAGGGACGCUGGAGGCAUCCAGGAUAGUGGAGGCACCAGGGUUACUGGAGGAACUGGAGACACUGGGAGCACCCAUGUCCUCGGGAGCACCAGGAGCACCGGGAAUACUGGACACACCGGGGAUACCGACAUCCCCAUAGACACCAGGAGCACUGGGAAUGAGCUGAGAACUGGGAGUGUUUGGGGCACUGGGAGCACUCCAGUCCCCAGGAGCAGUAGGAAUUCUGAACUCCCUGGGGAGACUGUGAGAGUCUCCAGAGAUCCUGGAAGCACUAGGAAAGUCCCCAGCGAUACUGGGAGCACCAGAGAUACUGAACAUAAUGGGGAGACUGGGAAAACCCCCAGCAACAACAGGAACACUAUGGACACUGGACAUGCUGGGGACACUAACAUCCCCAGAGAGACCAGCGGCACUGGGAAUGUGAUGGCCACUGGGGAUGUUGGGGAGUCCCAGAUCACAGUGGUCCCCAGGCCCCCCAUACCUCACCACCGCCUCCACCGCAGCCCCAACACAGCACCACAGUUCCAGCCCUCCAGCUACCAGGCCACAGUGGAGGAGAAUCGGUCAGCAGGCACACUGGUGACACAGGUGACAGCACAAGACCCUGAUGAGGGGGAGGCAGGCCGGCUGCACUACACCAUGGCUGCACUCUUCGACAGCCGCUCUGAUGCCCUCUUCACUGUGGACCCUGUCACUGGUGCUAUCAGCACUGCUGCACCGCUGGACCGCGAGAGCAAGAGCACUCACGUGUUCCGCGUGACAGCUGUCGACCAUGGGACACCCCGGCGAAGUGCCAUGGCCACACUGACAGUGACAGUGAGUGACACCAAUGACCAUGACCCAGCCUUUGAGCAGCCAGAAUACCAGGAGAGUGUGCGAGAGAAUCUGGAGGUGGGCUAUGAGGUACUGACAGUGCGAGCCACUGAUGGCGACACUGGUCCCAAUGCCAACAUUCUCUAUCGCCUCCUCAAUGCCGGUGAUGUCAACGAGGUCUUUGAGAUCGAUUCCCGCUCAGGUGUCAUCCGCACCCGUGGCUCUGUGGACCGGGAAGUAGUGGAUGCCUUUGAGCUGUUGGUGGAGGCCACAGACCAGGGCCAGGAUCCAGGUCCCCGGAGUGCCACGGCCACUGUCCGCAUCGCUGUGGAGGACGACAAUGACAAUGCACCACAGUUCAGUGAGCGGCGUUACAUUGCACAGGUCCCCGAGGACGUGGGGCCCAAUGCGGCAGUUCUGCAGGUGAUGGCCACUGACCGUGACAAAGGCAGCAAUGCGUUGGUGCACUACAGCAUUGUCAGUGGCAACACCCGUGGGCACUUCUACAUUGAUGCACAGACAGGCAUACUGGACGUCGUUACCCCCCUGGACUAUGAGGUCACCAAAGAGUUCACGCUGCGGAUCCGGGCGCAGGACGGUGGCCGCCCACCUCUCUCCAACAUCAGUGGUUUGGUUACCAUCCAGGUGUUGGAUGUCAAUGACAAUGCACCCAUCUUUGUCAGCACACCCUUCCAGGCCACUGUGCUGGAGAAUGUCCCUGUGGGCUACUCUGUCAUCCAUGUACAAGCCAUUGAUGCUGAUUCAGGUGACAACGGCCGGUUAGUUUACACCCUGCUGGAGACUGGAACUGGCUUCCCCUUCACCAUCAACAACAGCACCGGGUGGGUUGUGGUGGCCUCUGAGCUGGACCGGGAGGUGGUUGACUUCUACAGUUUCAGGGUGGAGGCGCAGGACCAGGGCACCCCCCCAAUGGCCUCCACGGCCAGUGUCAGUGUCACCAUCCUGGAUGUCAAUGACAACAGCCCUGAGUUCACCCAGCGGGAGUACAGCGCCCGCCUGAACGAGGAUGCAGCAGUGGGCACUAGUGUUCUGACUGUCUCUGCUGUUGACCGUGAUGCUAACAGCAUCAUCACAUACCAGAUCUCCAGCGGCAACACCCGCAACCGGUUCUCCAUCACCAGCCAGAGCGGUGGUGGGCUCAUCUCCCUUGCCCUGCCCCUGGACUACAAGCUGGAGCGGCAGUACCUGCUCACCAUUGCUGCCUCUGAUGGCACUCGCCAGGACACUGCCCAGGUGGUUGUCAAUGUCACCGAUGCCAACACCCACCGCCCUGUCUUCCAGAGCUCCCACUACACCAUCAGCAUCAAUGAGGACCGACCAGUGGGCACAACAGUGGUGGUCAUCAGUGCCACAGACGAGGACACAGGGGAGAAUGCCCGCAUCACCUACCUGAUGGAGGACAGCAUCCCCCAGUUCAGCAUUGCUGCUGAGACUGGUGCUGUCACCACCCAGAUGGAGCUGGACUAUGAGGACCAGGUGUCCUACACCUUGGCCAUCACGGCACGGGACAAUGGUAUUCCACAGAAAUCUGACACAACUUACCUGGAGAUCCUGGUGAGUGAUGUCAAUGACAAUGCACCCCAGUUCCUCCGUCAUUCCUACCAGGGAUCCAUCUAUGAAGAUGUCCCCACCUUCACCAGCGUCCUCCAGGUCUCUGCAACUGACCGUGACUCCGGGCUCAACGGCAGGGUCUUCUACACCUUCCAAGGGGGUGAUGAUGGUGAUGGUGACUUCAUCAUUGAAUCCACCUCAGGCAUUGUCCGCACCUUGCGCCGUUUGGACCGGGAGAAUGUGCCGCUGUAUUCCCUGCGGGCAUUCGCUGUGGAUAAGGGAAUUCCAGCCAGGCGGACGCCAGUGGAGAUCCAGGUGACAGUGUUGGAUGUUAAUGACAACCCGCCUGUGUUCGCGCGGGAUGAGUUUGACAUCUUUGUGGAGGAGAACAGCCCCAUUGGGCUGGUGGUGGCCCGGAUCACUGCCACUGACCCUGAUGAGGGCACCAACGCCCAGAUCAUGUACCAGAUUGUGGAGGGCAACAUCCCAGAGGUCUUUCAGCUAGAUAUCUUCUCUGGAGAGCUCACUGCCCUGGCUGACCUGGACUAUGAGACCAAGGCCGAAUACAUCAUGGUGGUCCAGGCAACCUCAGCACCACUGGUUAGUCGGGCCACCAUCCACGUGCUCCUGCGUGACACCAAUGACAACAGCCCCCAGCUCAAGAACUUUGAGAUCCUCUUCAACAACUACAUCACCAGCCGCUCCAGCAGCUUCCCUGGGGGCGUCAUUGGCCGCAUCCCUGCCCAUGACCCUGAUGUCUCUGACCACCUCACUUACGCGUUUGAGCAGGGCAAUGAGCUCAACCUUGUGCUGCUGGACCCGCACAGUGGGGAUCUGCGCCUCAGCCCAGCCCUGGACAGCAACCGCCCACUUGAAGCCAUCAUGAGGGUGUCUGUCUCUGAUGGCGUUCACAGCGCAACAGCGCAGUGCAUACUGCGCGUGACGGUGAUCACAGAUGAGAUGCUCAGCAACAGCAUCACCCUGCGUUUGGCCGACAUGUCCCAGGAGCGCUUCUUGUCCCCGCUGCUCAGUCGCUUCCUGGAGGGGGUGGCCUCUGUCCUGGCCACUCCCCGCCACCGCGUCGUCCUCUUCAACAUCCAGACGGACACAGACGUGGGGCCGGCGCGGAUCCUCAAUGUCAGCCUCUCGGCACUGCUGCCAGCGGCGGUGCCGGGCGCGUCGCGAUUCUUCUCGUCGGAGGAGCUGCAGGAGCGGCUGUACCUUAACCGGUCGCUCCUGGCGGCCACCACGGCCCAGCGCGUCCUGCCCUUUGAUGACAACGUGUGUCUGCGUGAGCCCUGCGAGAACUACAUGCGCUGCGUCUCCGUUCUGCAGUUCGACAGCUCUGCGCCCUUCCUCGCCUCCGACACCAUCCUUUUUCGCCCCAUC
Molecule: messenger RNA, 4009 nt
Organism: Cyanistes caeruleus (blue tit)
Lineage: Eukaryota; Metazoa; Chordata; Aves; Passeriformes; Paridae
Source: RefSeq, a predicted model, not a curated record